Messenger RNA from Ficedula albicollis (Collared flycatcher), 5133 nucleotides. RefSeq names its product vascular endothelial growth factor A (gene VEGFA). The record is from RefSeq and is a predicted model, not a curated record. NCBI's taxonomy places the organism in Eukaryota, Metazoa, Chordata, Aves, Passeriformes, Muscicapidae. Gene Ontology annotation, biological process: induction of positive chemotaxis; positive regulation of endothelial cell proliferation; positive regulation of protein phosphorylation. The coding region runs from base 3252 to 4790 and encodes 512 amino acids. Gene Ontology annotation, cellular component: membrane. The transcript is spliced from 8 exons. Gene Ontology annotation, molecular function: heparin binding; chemoattractant activity; vascular endothelial growth factor receptor 1 binding.
AGGUAGAGUCGAGAUCUGUCUGUCCUCAGGAGUUGCAUAAAAGCCUCAUGCUGCCUUUUCUCCUAGGCUGGAGGAUGGUGCAGAUGAGAAAACAGUAGAACGAUGGAAAAAAUGGUAGGAAAGAAUUACAGGAGUUGGGGGGAAAAUGUUAAGAGGGACAGACAGAGACGGACAGAGGUUCAGGUACCUGGGUGAUGUGGGCUAGUAAGUGCUGAGGCAGAUCGACGGUCAGAUCUGCCCUUCAGUUCUGUCCUUAUUUGUCCGUUGGUUGUCCGGGCACCACGGUGAUGGGAACGUUAGAAAUACCAGCAGAUCUCACGUAGGCAGCUUGAUGAUGACUCUGAGCAUGGCAGAAGGCAUGACUCUUCACACGGGACUAGGGUUUGUGCUUUGGUGAUAAUAUUUAUCUGGCUGUCAGGCUGAUCUAUCUAGGUAGCCAGGCGCCUUAGAGAGCAUUAAAUAAAAGCCCUGAUGGAGUCUCAGUUGGGGAAGUAGGGUCCAGUGUGUGUCAGGCAGCUUUCCUGGAAGUGAAGGAGUGGGAUGAAGGAAUCACGGCGCUCCUCUGGUGAAGUUUCAGGGGAAACUUACUGAGGUAGUUGUUGCGGUUGCUCCUGCAGCAAGACAUGGAUGGUGGGAAAUUGUUUCAUGGUGGGGUCUGGGCAGCACAGAUGCCACAGGUGUCUGCCUCCACUGGUGGCGAUAGCCUUUCCAUGCAGGCGAGGGAAGGAAAGGCGCUUUGGCACAGCCACCCUCCCAGCUGAUUGUGCUGAGCAGUGUGCACAGUCGUCACGAACCGCGGGAUUAGAGAGGUUGCAUUGUUGUCCGCUUCCAGUCCUCCCUUUCCUACAGCAAGGGGGACAGGUCGUUAUUCCCCAUCUUCCUUCAUCUGCGGGUCUUGCUGCCAGCCUGGUGACUGGUCACUCCUGAUGAUGGUCUGGGAGCUCUUCCCCUCCUGCCCUGAGCAGCAGAGGGACCUGGCUAUACCAGCUGUAUUGCCAUAGGGAAGAGGCAGUGAUCAGACACUGAGGGAGGGAGAACAAGCCUGUGACUAGACUGUUAAUGAUCGCACACCCACCAGGCUGCCUGCCUUUGCUGUGCCUCUGCACCACGCCACGAUGGGGAGCCACCAGAACCUGCUUCCACAGCCCUUAGGCAGCUGGGACACAGCAGGUCACCUUCCCCAGAGCCGUUCCUGUGCUCUGAGGAUGGGCUGGAAGGAGGAGCACUCCUUUGGGAGCAGGGGAGAGGGACUUCUGAGGGGCUCACGAUUCCUGAGUAACCCCAAAUCUAUUCUCCUGUCUGUUCUGUCAGAGGUGCCUUGGCUGUGCUAGCAGCUUGCAGGAUUACUGACCUCUGUCUGCAUGUACAAUGGAGAAGGAGUGCAGUGAGUCCCAUUCCCCCCCUCUCCUAAGCAGAAAACGCUGAGAAUUUCUAGUGCCUAAGACGAAAAGUGCCUUAACUCCUGUCCCAGAGUCCCUCUCAAAGUGGAUGGAUUGUUUGUUCCAGUCCUAAACAGUUACAAAGCUCUUUUAAUGAGGCUGCACAGAUUAGGGGGAGGGGAAGGGAGAGAAAGAGUGCUAGUGGUGGUGGUAAGGGGGGUGAUGGUUAGAGAGGAAUGACUUGAUUAACCUUUUCUCUCCCUUCAGAGAAAAGCUUGCUUUGGAUAGGGCCUGGGGCAGAAGGGGACAGGGAAGGUACAGACACAUGGAUGGUGUUAAGUGGGUUUAUUUGUUAGGGAAGGUUUUACCCCAUGUAGAGAGGGAUGUGCAUUAGCUACAACCUGCAAAAAGCACAGAAAGGAGCUUCAUCUGUCAGCCCCAUUCCUGGGCUCAUUUAUCCUGCUCUCAAGGCCGGGCCAGGUUGCUUCCACACUACUGUGAAAUGUUGAAAAUCUAUUGGAAGGAAAUUGUGUUACAGAACUGUUGGGUAAUGCCAAAAGCCAGCAGAGGAGAGCAUGACCUUCAGGUUCCUACCGAAGGGCACAGUUGGCCUGCUUGUCCUCAGGAAUGUUUUUGGUUGCCCAUGUCUGAUAUGCAGCAGACUGUUUUGAAGUGAGGCACAAGGCCCUGCCUCACCUGCUGUUCUAGUGGACGUGCUUUGAGGGCACUAGGCACAGGUGAAAGGCACUGCUGAAAGGUCAGAAAAGUUUCUUGGAAUAGUGAGCAGAGAGCGUGUUACUGAUAGUUCUGGGAAACCUUUCUAGUUUCUGCUGAGAGCUCCCCUGGGAAAGUUCAGAAGCUCUUUGCCCACUUUGCACUGAUCUUGUUUCCCAUCUUUGGGGUCAGAUCACAUCCUGGGUCCAGGUGAGCACUGCGAGAGUGUUCUGGCUCCUGCUCCACUACGUCAGGGGCAAGGCGAGGUGCUGGCUAGGUACAGGUGAGUAGCAAAAGCCUGUGGCUUGCUUCUGCCUCUCAUCACUUGUGCAGCCUGUGUGCUUGCAUGUGAGGAGGCAGUGGGCUUGGCAGCUGGCUGGCUAGUUUUGCUUCGAGAAUGGGUAAAAAUGACCCUCAAGGUGUCUCCAAGCUAAUUUUGCUCAGUGUGUCAUGGUUAUUUGUGUGCGAACCAGAAAUCCCUCUGUGAAAAGUCUUGGGGGCGUUGUGACUUGAAUAAACUGACUUGGCUCAUGAUCCCCUUCCUGUGCCAUAGCAGAUUGAGGCUUUUCUGCCCUUGAUGCGGUUUUCUUUUUACCCAUAGAUUGUCAGACACUGAGAGGCUUUGGAAGGCUGCUAUAACCUCCAGUGCCUCCAUUUUGUUUGUGCUGUUGCAGUGACCUUCACACUUCAGCAAUGAAAACUGUUUCGAGGAACCUGCUUUUUAAAGUGCUGUCACAGCACUGAAUCUGGGCACACAGCCCCCUCCUCCCCAGAGAAGAAAUAGAUCAACACAUGGGGCACCUCAGGUCUGGGCUGGGAAGUUAUGCCCAGGUACAGAAAACUUACAGUUGAAAUGAGAAACAAGUUCAGUCAGGGAGACCUUAGACAAAGGGAACUGUGCACAGACACAAAGGAAUGUCUGGGAGAGGGGCUUCUAGCUGGCUCUCUUGCCCCCUCCUUUUAAAAGCUGACACUUUUGGCUGCUUGGAUGGUGGUGCUGCCCUGUGCACAGGACUGCUUAGAAGACCAUAGGUGGCAGAUUCCUGUUGUGAGCUUGGGGUGAACUUGGCCUGAAUUCAGUCCUGUCUUCAGCUGCAAGAUCAGAGGGCCUUUUUCUAAGCCUGAACACAGCAUAUUGCUGACAAAGCAGUAUUUUGUAUGGUUCCCAACGCUUCUUAUGGGCCUCUGCUGAAAGGCUGCAGGUUCUGGGCUGGAUGGCAUCACACAGGUGGCAACAUACCUGAGAGAAGUGAAGAAAGCUGGGCCUUUUCCAUUUUGGUUCAGAACAGAACAGCAGGGGGAAGCCUGACUUGGCUGGAAAGUUACGUCAGAGCUAAAGCCCUCACGAGGAGCAGGAAGAGUCGCGUUCUUGUUUCACCUGGAAUUAAAAAGACUUCCUUAGCAAAGUGGUGUAAUAUUUCUUCAUACCGCUUUGGGGGUGGGUUACCUGUCACCACUCCUGCCUGCACCAGUGCUUUGGAAAUGUCCCUAGUCCCAAAAGGCAGCAGGAGUGAGUGCAGAGCUUGCAGCCUUUUCGGUUGUGGCCCAGGGGAAGCUGUGGAGCGGGAAUGGGAUCCAGGCAGGGGCUGGGAACUGGGACCACUGGGAGAGGGCGCGCGUCACCUCCCUCCCAGCAGAGAGGAGGAGAACGCGGGCGGUUUGGCGGCGUCCGUCGGCAAAGUGGUGCUGUCACUGUUAAUCGCCCUGACACCCGGGCGGAUGCCGACACCUCCGUGGCCACCACUGCUGGGUGACGGGCCAUGUGUGACAUUGAGAGGGGAGCGAUGCCCUUGCCUGCCUGGCAGCCCUUCUCCCCGCUCUGCCCUCCGGGGCCACAUUCACCUUUACGGGGAGAAGCGGUGCCCGGGUCCACCGCUCGUGUCGCCAGCAGCGGCAGCAGCAGGUCACCCCGUUACUUUUCUCCGCCGGGCUCGCGUUUGCUCCCGGUGUUCGCCCGCGGUCACAGGCAGCAGCUCCCCGGGGACGUGUCUCCCUUUGGGGCCUCUCUCGGGCCCUGCCAGCCCCGUCCCCAGCCGGGGCCGUUCCCCCCGUGCCCCUCUCGGCUCUCCCUGCGGAACAAAAGGUCCCUCUGUGCCCGCCGGGGAGCGGCUCCGCCUCGGGGGCGCCCCCUCCCGCCGGGGCGGCGGCACCGGGACCCCCGGGGUUAUCAAAUUCCUGGAAGUCUACGAGCGCAGCUUCUGCAGGACUAUUGAGACCCUGGUGGACAUUUUCCAGGAGUACCCUGAUGAGGUGGAGUACAUAUUCAAGCCAUCCUGUGUGCCUCUGAUGAGAUGUGCGGGUUGCUGCGGCGAUGAGGGCCUAGAAUGUGUCCCUGUGGAUGUGUACAACGUCACCAUGGAGAUCAUGAGAAUUAAACCCCAUCAGAGUCAGCACAUAUCACACAUGAGCUUCUUACAGCACAGUAAAUGUGACUGCAGACCAAAGAAAGAUGUCAAAAACAAACAAGAAAAAAAAUCAAAGCGAGGAAGGGGGAAGGGUCAAAAGAGAAAGCGCAAGAAAGGCCGGUACAAACCACUCAGCUUUCACUGUGAGCCUUGCUCAGAGAGGAGAAAGCACUUGUUUGUACAAGAUCCCCAGACCUGUAAAUGUUCCUGCAAAUUCACAGACUCACGUUGCAAGUCGAGGCAGCUUGAGUUAAACGAGCGCACUUGCAGAUGUGAAAAACCGAGACGGUGAGCAGCGGUAAAGAAGGGGAAACAGCCCUGUUUCUGGAGCCUGAUUUCUCGCCUGGACAGAAUAAAACAAAACAAAACACUAAUCCAAAUGAACCCUAAAAAUGAAGGAUCGGUAGAGCACAGCACUUUCAGUACGGACGAUGGACUCCGGAAGGAACAUUCCCCAAGGCACCCGCCGCACAGAAUUCACCUUUGGGUUUUGAACUGUUUUAUUUUAUUUUUCUUUUUAUGCUGCUAAAUAACGGAGCCAGGAAGACUUAUAGGGGUGUAUUUGAUGGGUUUUCCCAUGCAUACAUAUAUAUGUGUGUAUACAUGCAUAUACAUAUAUAUAUAUGUAUAUAUAU